Messenger RNA from Castor canadensis (American beaver), 1488 nucleotides. The record is from RefSeq and is a predicted model, not a curated record. NCBI's taxonomy places the organism in Eukaryota, Metazoa, Chordata, Mammalia, Rodentia, Castoridae.
AUGGCGGACUUUCUUGGCUUAUCUCCAGUGGGUUCUCUCUUCCCUCUUCUUCUCCAGGUGUCCAUGUGGUUCUCAGCAGGAUCUGGAUUUUCUGUGAAAGGACCAGCUGAGCCCAUUGUGGUCCUGCUUGGGGCAGAUGCUACCCUGCCCUGCCAGCUGUUUCCUGAGCAGAGUGCAGCCCACAUGCACAUCCGAUGGUACCGUGCCCAGUUCUCCCCUGCUGUGCUGGUAGUCCAGAAUGGACAGGAGCAAGAUGCGGAGCAAAUGUUGGAGUACCGUGGCAGGACCCAACUGGUGGGAGACUCCAUUGGCAAGGGGGGCGUGGCCCUGCUAAUAGAGCAUGUCCGGGCUUCAGAUGAUGGCCAGUACUGGUGUCAAUUUAAAGAUGGUGACAUCUCCCAAGAGGCUGUCGUGGAGCUGAAUGUUAUAGGUUUGGGUUCAGCCCCUCACGUUUACAUGACAGGGCCAGAGGAAGAUGGGAUCCAAGUGCUGUGUUCCUCAGGUGGCUGGUUCCCAAAACCCAAGGUACAGUGGAGAGACACUGUGGGAAUGAAGCUACCAUCCCUCCCUGAGUCUCAGACCCAAGACGGAGAUGGGCUCUUCUAUGUGGAGACCUCCAUUGUGGUCACAGACAGAUUCCUGGGCAAUGUGACCUGCUCCAUCCAAAAUCCCCUCUCUGGACAAGAGAAAGCAUCAGCCAUCUUCCUCCCAGAGCCCUUCUUCCCUCGGGUGUCUCCAUGGAAGGCAGCCCUGGCUGGGACACUCCCUGUGCUAGGACUCCUCCUCGCUGGGUUCAUCUACUUUGGCUGGAAAGAACAUCAAGCCAAGAAGGAAGAAAUAAUGAAAAGGGAUAAAGAAUCUCAUGAAAGAGCUCAGAUAAAGAAGGAAAAGGAAGCGGCAUUUAAAACCAAAGAACAGCGAAAGGAAUUGUACAAAAAAGAUUGGAAGAAGGCCCUGAUAUAUCCUGACUGGAGGAAGGAGAUAUUUGACCUUGCUCCUGUGACUGUAAAUCAUGCAGCGUCUCAUUCGAAGAAUUCUGACAGAAGGAGAGAAGAGAACCGCAGAGAGGAGACAGGUCUAUCUGUUAGUGAUGAACAAGGAGACGACAACCUCAUUACACUUGACCAGGAAGGCUUCCUGUCAGGGAGAUACUAUUGGGAAGUGGAUCUCAAGGACACUAAUGAGUGGACACUAGGCAUUUAUGAGGAGAAUGGAUCAUUCAAAGAAACAUCAGAACCAUCAAAAAGGAUAUUCAGAGUCUUAGAGAGGAAGGGAAGUGUAUACAGGGCUCUUAUAUGUUCCCAAAACAUUUCCCAAGAAAAUCCUCUCCAGGUAGAAAAGUGUCCAGAGAAAAUUGUGAUUUUCUUGGAUUAUGAGGACAGGGACAUUUCCUUCUAUAACAUGACUGAUGGCACCUACAUCUUUUCCUUCCCAAAGGCCAGCUUCUUGGGGACACUCUAUCCUUACUUCAAACGCAAAUCCAUGUAG